Molecule: messenger RNA, 3302 nt
Organism: Triticum aestivum (bread wheat)
Lineage: Eukaryota; Viridiplantae; Streptophyta; Magnoliopsida; Poales; Poaceae
Product: disease resistance protein RGA5
Exons: 2
Coding region: 272-3121 (949 amino acids)
Biological process (GO): defense response to other organism
Molecular function (GO): ADP binding
Source: RefSeq, a predicted model, not a curated record
CCAAACCCGGGUCAACAAGCUUCACCACUCCCCUCCUCUGCUCCCCCGCCGCCGCCACCUUGCUGUCCUUCUCGCUCUCCCACUUCCGCCUCCACCGCCGUCUCCUCCCAAACGCGCAGCAUCACUGGACCACGAAAUCUUGCGAAUCCAGCCGCCCACCACAUCCAUUGCUCGAUCCGCUUUUGCUCCACUCCCAAUCCCAGCACCACAAACACCCAACGGAUUUUACACAUAGAUGCAGUGGUGAGCUAGGGGGGCAGCGUCGCCAUCCAUGGCGGUGGUGAGCGCCGCGCACGGCGCCUUUGGGCCCCUGCUCGGGAAGCUCACGGCCUUGCUCGCCGACGAGUGCGGCCGGCUGAAAGGGGUCCGCCGCGAGAUCCGCUCCCUCAGAUCCGAGCUCGCCAGCAUGCACGCCGCGCUCAAGGAGUACACCAAGCUGGACGACCCGAGCGACCAGGUCAAGGCCUGGAUCUCGCUGGUCAGGGAGCUGGCCUACGACACCGAGGACGUCUUCGACAAGUUCAUCCACCACCUCGGCGACAGCCCAGACCACGGCGGCUUCAAGGAGUUGUUCCGCAAGGCCGCUCGCCGUCUCAAGACGCUUGGAGCUAGGCACGGAAUCGCCGGCGAGAUCCAUGACCUCAAGGACCGCAUCAGGCAAGUGAAAGAGCUCAAGGAUUGUUACAAGCUGCCGAAUAAUGCUCCUUCCAGCACCGCUGGCCCUGCAGCCGUGGAUCCGCGCCUGCACGCACUUUUUGCUGAUGAGGCACACCUUGUGGGCAUCGACGGUCCAAGAGACCAUCUUGCCAAGUGGAUGUUGGAAGAAGCAAACACAUCGCCCAAACAUUGCAAGGUCUUGUCUAUUGUUGGGUUUGGUGGUUUGGGCAAAACAACGCUGGCAAAUGAGGUUUGCCGCGAGAUUCAAGGGGAGUUUGAUUGUAAGGCUUUCGUGUCGGUCUCGCAAAAACCAGAUAUAAAGAAAAUUAUCAAGGAUGUGAUCUCUCAAGUGUCAUGCCAAGGUGGAUCCACAAAAGACGAUACCACUGAUUGGGAUGAAAUGAAGUCUAUUUCAGAGCUAAGAGUACUACUGCAAAAUAAAAGGUAUCUCAUCAUCAUCGAUGAUGUAUGGUCUACACAAGCAUGGCACGCUAUCAAGUGUGCUUUUCCAGAGAAUGAUUGUUCUAGCAGAAUUAUAGCUACUACACGCAUCAUUGACGUAGCAAAGUCAUGUUGUCUGAGUGCUGACGACCGUGUGUAUGAAUUGGAAGCCCUAAGUGAUCUCCACUCUAGAAGAUUGUUUUUCAAAAGAUUAUUUCGCUCUGAGGAAGAUUGCCCUGAAAUGUUGAAGGAAGUUUCUAAUAAAAUUUUAAAGAAAUGUGGAGGCCUACCAUUGGCAAUUAUCAGCAUAUCUGGUUUGCUAGCAAACCGACCAGCCAUCAAGGAAGAAUGGGAGAAGGUUAAGAGGUCAAUUGGUACUGCACUGGAGAAAACUAACAGUCUAGAGGGCAUGAGUAGCAUACUAUCUCUUAGCUAUAAUGAUCUUGCACCUCAUCUCAAGACUUGCUUGUUGUACCUAAGUUUGUUUCCCGAAGACCAUUUGAUUUACAGAGAUAGGCUAGUGAGGCGAUGGAUAGCAGAAGGCUUCAUCUCUGAAGAGCGUGGACAGAGCAAGCAAGAGGUCGCGGAGAAUUACUUCUAUGAGCUGAUCAACAAAAGUAUGGUCCAACCGGUGGACAUUGAGUAUGAUGGAAAGGUCCGUGCCUGCCGAGUCCAUGACAUGAUGUUAGAAAUUAUUAUUUCAAAAUCAGCUGAAGAUAAUUUUACCACUGUGGUAGGUGGAGGUCAAACUAGUUUGCUAAAUCAUCAAGAUUCAAUUCGGCGGCUAUCAAUCCAGCACAUUGACAAGAAACUUGCAUCUGAACUGGCAAAUGUAGAUCUCAGCCAUGUUCGAACUUUGAUAGUAAUGCCAUCAUGUUGCAUCACACACUUGCCCAGUCUUGAUCGGUUUGAAGCUUUACGUGUUCUGGAUUUUGAAGGUUGUGAGGAUUUAAAGGACUGUGAUAUGAAAGGCAUGGACAAAUUAUUCCAGCUAAAGUACCUCAGCUUUACGGGCACAGGUAUAUCAAAGCUACCAGCAGGGAUCGUGAUGCUAGGUAAUCUAGAGACCCUAGAUUUUACGAAUACAGAUGUGGAAGAGUUACCUGCUGGAAUUACUAGGCUGACUGAACUACAACACCUAAACGGAUAUCUGAACAAGCAUCUACCAAACGGGAUUGGGGGCAUGAGGAACUUACAGCUGAUGCCCAAAUUUAUUAUUACCUCGCAAGAAACAGAUGUGUUGGAGGAUCUCGGGAACCUGACAAGUUUGGAGGAACUCAAUGUGCAUCUUGGUAGGAAUGUAUCUUGCGAGGACAAGAGAUGUGAGAAAGAGGCGUUCCUCUCCUCACUCUGCAAGCUUGGCAACUGCAAACUCCGUUCUUUGCUUAUAAAUGCGUACGGUGGUUCCCUCGACUUCUCAGAUUCCUGGUCCCCUCUGCCAUCUUCUCUUCAAAGAUUUUGGGCGGCCAACCGCGAUUCGUUUACAAACGUUCCGAAGUGGAUUACACCAGAACUCAUUAACCUUGCCGAUCUCUUGAUCUCCUUAACUGAACUGACGGAAGAUGGGCUGCUUACCCUUGGGCAGCUCCCAUCCUUACUCCGCCUGCGACUAUGGCCAUCAAAGAAGUUUGUUGGUACAGUCCAAGCCACUUCUUUCCCAAAUCUGAAGGUGCUUUCCUUCAGAGCUGAACAAGUAUAUGUUUCGUUCGUGAAAGGGUCUGCGCCCAAGCUUGAGGAAAUUAGCAGAAUGCCAUUCAGUGUGUCGGCUGCAAAAGCUAAUAAAUUCUAUUUAGGCAUCCAUCAUCUCUCAUGUCUCAAACGAGCUCACAUACUACUUGAUGACGAAGACGCAACACCUUCAGAAUGCAAGGCUGCAGCUGCUGCCAUCAGGAAAGAAGCGGAUAUCAAUGCCAACCAUCCUGCAGUUACUUUUCUGGGGGAACCAAAGGAAGAGGACAAUGAAGAGACGGUUGCCGGUGAAGAGGAGAAGAGCAACGAAGAUGGUGACGCCGAUGAGGAUUAAAGUGCUCAGAACCCUGUCGGAACUCUGAAUACCUAGGCUGUUGUUGUUAAUUCACUUAUAUUCUGUUCCCAGUAGCUACCUGCAUUUGUUGGGACCUAAGCUCCAUUUGCAUUCAUGGACAUUUUUUUGCUGAACACUGAUUUGUCUUUCCCUUUGUUCCAAAAUAAGUUUUGUUGAAUUA